Messenger RNA from Paramecium octaurelia, 1582 nucleotides. The record is from the annotation of a GenBank genome assembly. Lineage: Eukaryota; Ciliophora; Oligohymenophorea; Peniculida; Parameciidae.
AUGAAAACAAAUGAAAAAGAUGAAAUACUGUUGUGUAAAUUAUAAACUGAUAUUGUUCAUAAAGAAAAGCUGAUUCAAUAAAAUCAAGUACCAAUCAUCAUUAAUCAUAGGAAAAUCAUGUUAUCACAAGCAUCUACCUCAGUGAACAACAAACACAAAUCCCUUCAUUUUAAGCAUCUCAAAAUGACUUCCAAAUCACAUGUAUGAAAUUGUUAAUAUAUUCUAUAGUAAGUUAAUAAGAAAAAAUUGAUGCUUAAUUAGAAAAUAAUAAGAAGUUCUAAGAACAAUCUUUGUCGAAUAUUGAUGAUCUAUUAUCAAAAUCUAAUUAGGUAAAAAGCAAUACGAAAUUGCAUAAAUCGUCGUCGUUCUCUCAAAUAUAUCCUUUCAUGGAUGAUAAUUUGACUUGCACUUCUCAAAACUCAUCUUUGUAUAUGAAUAUAAUAAUUUUCAGUAUAUCAUUAGAAAAACAAAAAUGGUCAAUUCAAACAAGUAAAAAAAUCAAGAAGCGAAAGAGCAGUAAUAUUAGAGGUGCUAAAACUCAGGUCAGUAAAAAAUAGAUUACUGAAAAAUGCAAAACUUAGAGAAGAACAGACAAUUUAGUAGCGCAACACUAAUCUAUUUAAAAUGACCAACAAGAAUUAGUUUAGGUUCCAUCAAUCGGAGCCAUCAUUCACCAAGAGGCUAUUUUGAAUGAAGCUAGUAAUUAUUAAUUAUAUUAACUUUCUAGCACUCUAAUUAUAAAAUUAAUAUUAUAUGUACAACUUAAUUGGAUAUUUGAAGGGAACAAUGAAAGAUCCUUUUAUGGCAUAAAUGUACUUAAACCAUUUCUCUCAAUUAUUUGACAAUCUGUAAAAAUCAAAAUUAAUUGUAUGCCCGACAGAAUAUACUUUGUCCGGCUAAAUUUAAGCUUAAAAAAGUAUUAAAGUUUAAUUAAAUCAAGAAAUUAAGAAGACUUUGAUUAUCGAUUUAGAUGAAACUCUAGUUCAUUGUAAUGAGUUUAGUUGUUUGAAGAGUGAUUUUUUCAUUCCAGUAAUAUUUAAUGAGCAAAUCUAUUAAGUAUGGAUAAUUUGUAAUUUAGGUUGGUAUAAGCAUAAGGCCUUAUGCAUAAUAAUUCUUAAGGAAUAUGGCAAAGGAUUACGAAAUUAUAGUUUUUACAGCUUCAAAUCCAGAUUAUGCGAACAAGAUUAUUGACUAUUUAGAUCCACAACAUAAUCUUGUAUCCUAUAGAUUGUUUCGUGAUGAUUGUAUUCAAAUAUCAAAUAGUUGCCAUAUCAAAGACUUAAGAAUCCUGAACAGAAACAUGAAAGAUAUUGUGUUGGUGGACAACUCAGCAUACUCAUUUGCUUUUUAAGUUGAAAAUGGAAUACCAAUCAUUCCCUACCUAGAUGAUAAGAAUGACAAAGUAUAAAUAAGCUUUAUUCUUCAAUAGGAAUUACUACAUUUAUAACAUUAUCUCCAGUAUUUAAAUCAAUUUGAUGAUGUUCGUAGUUAAAACAAUAAGAUAUUUAAUUUGAAAACAGUUCAAAAUUGUGUUUCAAUUGUCGAGGCUAUCAAAGGGUUAUCAGCCUCAUUCUCUUAGUGA